ACUAAACGGUAUAUCGUCACACUUCCAGUCCGUGCAAGGUCUAAAAUUACGAAGCAGAUCACAGACUCGUUCGUGUAUUGAACGGCUUCAUCGCACUACGUGUCGAUAUUAAGUCGCUGGCUGUUGUGUGAUUAUGGGGCUGUUUUACGGGAAGUGCACCUCCACCGUCAGGCUGGAUGGUAAAACGGCUAUUGUUACCGGUUCCAACACCGGUAUUGGCAAAGAGACCGCCCAGGACUUCUUUCAAAGAGGUUGCAGGGUCAUAAUGGCCUGCCGCAACCUUCAGAAGGCCAACGACGCCGUCGCCGACAUAAAGUCGAGGUGCGGCGAGAAAGCGGACCUGGGCGAACUGGUCGUGGCCGAGCUGGACCUCUCCAGCCUCCAGUCGGUCAGGAAGUGUGCCAAACACCUUCUGGACACCGAACGGAGGAUCGAUUUGCUGAUCAAUAACGCGGGCGUUAUGAUGACGCCCCAGGGUAAGACUGUCGAUGGGUUCGAAACGCAGUUUGGCACUAAUCAUCUGGGGCCGUUCCUCUUCACGUUGUUGCUGUUGCCCAAGAUCAUCGACAGCAAACCUGCGAGGAUUGUCAACGUUUCCUCUUUGGCACACGAAAUGGGAUCAAUGGACUUUAAUGAUCUGAUGUACGAGAAGAAAAGAUAUAGUGCAUUAGGAGCAUAUCAGCAGAGCAAACUGGCCAACGUCCUCUUCGCCAAAGAGUUGGCAAGACGUCUUGAAGCCGCCAACAUCCGUGGCAUCACCACGUACAGCCUCCACCCGGGCGUGAUUGCGACAGAGCUGGGCCGUCACCUGGGCAACACGUACGUGGGACUGGCGACGUGGGUGUGGAACAGUUUCAUGCCGUACUUCGUGAAAACGCCUCUGCAGGGCGCCCAGACCACCAUCUACUGCGCAGUGGACGAGAGAUGCGCAGACGAGACCGGUCUGUACUACUCCGACUGCGCAGUCAGGUCGGCCGCGAAGGCGGCCUUGGACGUGGACGCCGGCAGGCGGCUGUGGGAGGAGAGCCUCAAGUUGGUCGACCUGAAGCCGGAUUACGAUCCCUUCGGGGCCAGUCAGUGAUUUGGGCGGCUCUGUUAAGACUGAUGUUACUUUUAAUGAAUGUCUAAAUGUGGCAACUAAAUUGUAUAAAUAUAUAAUCUUGUAAGGACGGUGUAAAAAUGUGUAAAAACUAAGAACUGUGGAACAAAAACGAAAAAAUAUUAUGGCUGAUUAAAUGUUUCAAAUCGA
Aethina tumida (small hive beetle) is the source of this 1249-nucleotide messenger RNA. Its product is annotated as retinol dehydrogenase 11. The record is from RefSeq and is a predicted model, not a curated record. Lineage: Eukaryota; Metazoa; Arthropoda; Insecta; Coleoptera; Nitidulidae. The coding region runs from base 134 to 1081 and encodes 315 amino acids. The transcript has 4 exons.